This is a messenger RNA of Electrophorus electricus (electric eel), 4366 nucleotides long. RefSeq names its product SET domain bifurcated histone lysine methyltransferase 1a (gene setdb1a). Gene Ontology annotation, cellular component: nucleus. Gene Ontology annotation, biological process: negative regulation of gene expression; heterochromatin organization. The record is from RefSeq and is a predicted model, not a curated record. NCBI's taxonomy places the organism in Eukaryota, Metazoa, Chordata, Actinopteri, Gymnotiformes, Gymnotidae. Gene Ontology annotation, molecular function: histone H3K9 methyltransferase activity; protein binding; DNA binding.
UAUUGCCAAUUUCAGAUGAUGUAACUAGCUACCAUCUCAUUAUUUAAGUCCAGAGAAAACGAGGCGUGGGGAGGAUUGUGGCACAGUAAAAGAAUAAAGUACAGCGAUGAAGAUUGAAGAGGAAGAAGAGGAGGUGGACAUAGCAGAGGAACAGCUACGGCACUGGGUGUGCACGGAGGUGGAGAAGGAUGAACGAGUGGCUCGGAGGCGUGCGCAGCUUGCACAGGUGGAGGAGUGGGUGAAGCAGAAGGAGAGGGAGGCCACCUACACCCGCCUGCUGUACAGCAAUGCCUGCGAGUCAGUCCUCGAGUGCGAGUCUGUGAUGAAGGGGCUGUAUGGAAUGCUGGGAUUAGAGUAUCGAGACACAGACUCAGAAGAAGAUGAAGGGGCCAAGUCAACCGAGAUUGUCAUUCAGAUUGAGGAUGAAGACCAUGAUGUAGAGGUUGAAAGUGAUGAGGAUGAUGAUUAUGUGGUCAUUGAUCUUGGUGCUACUGUACCAGAAUCAUUGGAGGAUGAAUCAAAGGAACAGUCUACAAGAAUUCAAUCUUCUGUAGAGGUCUUAGAUUCUAAAGUUAAAAAACCUGAGACUGUCCCUACGACCACCAUGAAUCUAACCACAACCUCUACACCCUAUAAAAACAUUGCUGAAUUCUUUAGGCAGUUCACCGAUGCGUCACAAAUGAACAGGGAACCUAGCCCUUCUAGAACUCCAGAACUAUCUAUUGAUUCUUUAGAAACCAUCAAGACUAGAGAUUCCCCUGUAAACAUUAGUUGUAUGUCCUCAACCAGUGACUUACCUGCCUUAACACUCCAAAUCAGAAGCUCUCCCUCCCAUCCCACAAACCCUUCUACAAAUGAAAUUAUGGAUACCCCUCCACUGAUCACAGCUUGUGCAGUCAUAAAUGGAACAGAACAUCUUGAAACUUCAGCCAGUGAAGCAUCUGCUUGUAGAAAACAAGAUAUUGAUGCAUCAGCACAGACUGUUGCCUCUACCAUACCUUCUACACCAGCAGCAACAUCAGCUUUUACCCCUGGAUCAUCAGAAAAGAUCUUAAUAAAUGCAACACUCACCUCUGGUAUCAAAAGCUCAAGUGCACACGUUGGUAAAACCACAGUCAUAGAACAGGCUAAGAGCAAUCCUAAACUUGGCAACAACUUUUCAACCUCAGUAUCUUGCAGUACUCCAACACCCUCUAAGACAUCUAAAAAAGCCACACCCUCUGAAAAGAGUAAGGGUAAGCUCAACAAGACUGCGAGCUCCAUCCCAGCAUCCAAAACUAAAGAAACUACCUCCAUCACUACGGCCAGCCCUCAGCAUGCUGAGGCAGAUGCCAAAUCUUUGCCCAAGGCUUCCCAAUCAGUCGCAAGUACUUUGACUUCUUCUAUAUCUCCACACUCUACUGGAGUCUCUAAGGCAUCAUCUGUCACAUGCUGUGUAUCUACCCAUAUUCAGCAAAAGGUGGAGCUGAAGGUUAACAUGAGCAUUCUUGGAAAGCGCAGGACUAAAACAUGGCAUCUAGGAACAAUUGUAGAGAUCAGAACAACAGAGACUGGACAGAGGUAUAAGGUCCAGUUUGAGCAGGGUAAAGGGAAGAGUGUAUUAUCUGGUCAUCAUUUGGCAUAUGUUGGCUCACCUAUGCUGAAAGAUCUUUUUGUGGGUUGCCGAGUUGUGGCCUGCUAUAAAGAGGAACACCAGUCUUGGCUUCAUGCUGCUGUAGUGACGGAGAUGCCCGAUCGCAAGAACCGUAUGAGGUUCCUGGUGUUUUUUGAUGAUGGCCGUCCAGCAUACGUGGCCCUGCCUGACCUCCAUCUGGUCUGCACACCUCUGAAGAAUGUUUGUGAAGACAUAGAGGACAAGGCAUGCCGCAUGCAGGUGGAAGAAUAUUUGCAGGCGUAUCCGAACCCCAUCUUUGUGGUGGUGCAACUGGGGCAGGAGAGCAAGGCAGAGUGUGAGGGCAAGUUGGAAUCCUGCACUAUCACCCAGGUGGAUUGCAGCUUGAUCCAAGUCUGCUACAAGAAAAAUGAGGAAAAGGAGUGGUUAUAUAAAGGCUCAAAUAGACUAGAGCACAUUCAAAGAAUUAAGAAGAAAAUGGCUGAGAAGAAAAAGGAACAGUCUUCAAACCAAGGUCGAUUUAUUCAGAGGAACAAUUUACCUACUACUACAGCUGCCACCUCAAUACAACCUUCAACUACAGUUGUGUUAAAACCGUCUGCUUCUCAAAGUGUGCCCCACGCUGUUGCCACAGUCACAUCUUCAUCACUUAUAGCAAAGGCAGCCAUACCUAUUUCACAACCUACGGUCACACUCCAUCGAAUUAAUUUGUCUACAUCCACCAUACCAGUGGUCUCCGUAUCGAAAGCCAGCCAACCUACAGAACCUGCAGCCACCUGUUCACCUAAAACGGGUACUAAACGUCCUGCUACUGAGGAGGACCUCCAGACUAGCCAAGCCCUUGCUUUUGAGGCCCGCCUGAAGUAUGUGCCUCACCGCUGCUGCCCAGCCUGUCUGAAUCACACAAGGCCAAUGAGGAAGGACGAGCACCGUGGCAAGAACCCACUGCUUAUCCCUCUGCUCUACGGCUUUCGCCGUAUGACGGCUAGAAAACGCCUGGAGGGCAAGGUGUCCUUCGAUGUUUUUUACCGCUCUUCGUGCGGACGGAGCAUGAGCAAUAUGGAAGAGGUGCAGGACUUCCUGUUUGAGUCACGUUGCGACUUCCUUUUCCUGGACAUGUUCUGCUUGGACCCUUUUGUGCUGGUGAGACGGGCCCUGCUCCCCUCCUCCAUGACCUGCCGGCCCCACCUGAUGCUUCCGGACAUCUCAGAAGGGAAAGAGGUGAUACCUGUCCCCUGUGUUAAUGAAGUUGACUCCACCCCUCUGCCCCUUGUGACCUACACCAGACACAGGACACCUGGCCCUGGUGUCUUCAUCAACACCAGUCUUGACUUCAUGAUGGGUUGUGACUGUAUGGACGGCUGCCGAGACAGGUCAACGUGCUCCUGUCACCAGCUAACUAUAGAAGCCACAUCACUGUUCACGGGUGGCCCUGUGGAUGCCAAUGCCGGAUAUCUGCAUAAACGGCUGACCAGAGACCUGCCGAGUGGGGUGUAUGAGUGUAACCCUCUGUGUCGCUGUGACCCAUGGAUGUGCUGCAACAGGCUGGUGCAGCACGGUCUGCAGCUGCGUCUAGAGGUCUUUAUGACUCAACACAAAGGAUGGGGCAUCCGCUGCCUGGAUGACCUCGCCAAAGGGACAUUUGUGUGCAUUUUCACAGGUAAAAUAGUCACGGAUGAAAUGGUGAGCAUGGAUAAUGCCUUGUCUGGCAAUGAGUUCCUGGCUAACCUGGACUUCAUUGAAGGAGUAGAGAAACUAAAGGAAGGUUACGAAAGCGAAGCCUAUUGCUCUGACAAAGAGGGAGAGAGUGAUAAGAAGACUCUUUUGACGAUGACAACAGGAGCAUUAAAGAAACAUGCUAAGUUCAGAAGAGAUUCUGAUUCUAGCAGUGGUGAAGAAAAGGAAAAAACAAACCAACAGAAGAAGAAAAAGGGAACUGCAUUUGAGGACAUGCUGCUUGAGACCAAUCAAUCUAUCCCCAAAUCUCCAAAGCCAAUCCCCAAAUUCUCAGGGGACCAGACAGAGGUGACAUCGUUCAUGGCCAAACAGAUGAGAAAAAAGGGACAUAGUGCGAUGGGGUUUGCAAGGAAAUCCACGCGUCCUUUUGCCAUCAAGUCCAUUCACAGGAAGGUUCCCACCCAGCAGGGGAAGAGGAGCACAUGCGUCAAGAACACUCGAAGCCUGUUCAGUGGAGAGAAGGCCUGCUACCUUAUCAAUGCCAAGCAGGAAGGCAACAUAGCACGCUACAUCAAUCAUAGCUGCAGUCCUAACUUGUUUGUUCAGAAUGUGUUUGUGGACACGCAUGACCUCCGCUUCCCUUGGGUUGCAUUCUUCACCAGCAAGCGUAUCAAGGCUGGCACGGAGCUCACAUGGGACUAUAGCUAUGAGGUGGGCAGCGUGGAAGGAAAGGUGCUGCUCUGCUGCUGUGGCUCAGAUGAGUGCACAGGGAGGCUACUCUGAGGGCUUUCUGCUUGAGGAAAAGAAAUCAAUAAAUCUCAGAAUGGAGUACUCUGUUUCAAAUGUAUAUCACACCAGCAAACUGCUGGACCAAAACCACUAGGGAUUUGAAUGCCUAGUUUGUGUCCUGUAGAUAUGUUGUUCACAAACUAGUUGAUUGGUUCUGAGUGAUUUACCCUCAGCAUAAACUUUGUUAGUUAGAUUGUAACACAUACGAGCACUAUUGCUAGGACAUUAAAUUUUGUUCAUUGUCUUAAUGUGCUGUUUGUUAAUAAAACUACGUUUCAUUAAAGUAAA